Molecule: messenger RNA, 810 nt
Organism: Mycena indigotica
Lineage: Eukaryota; Fungi; Basidiomycota; Agaricomycetes; Agaricales; Mycenaceae
Exons: 5
Coding region: 1-810 (269 amino acids)
Source: RefSeq, a predicted model, not a curated record
AUGAAGCAAACUACCAUCGUCGUUGCUGGCCUGCACAUCCAAACCUACACUACGGAUGAUUUUGGCUCCUCUGCUAAACCCGUGGUGGCACUAUUUCUGCUUCAUGGCCGCAUGGGAUCGUCGCAAGACGGCCACAUCCAAGCUUUGGCCUCUGGCCUGCUCGCCGCCUCAAGGAGCACUCACAACAAGGACAUCCUGGUCAUUACCUUCGACCAACGCAACCACGGAACACGGCUCGUCGACAAAGUUUACAACUUGGACUUUGAAACCAACCCAAAUCAUGCCAUUGACAUGUUUGCUAUCCAACAGAUAGUUGGGACGGCAAAAGACGUAUCGUUUCUCAUCGAUUUCCUCCCCGCGUACAUCUUUCCCCACGGAGAGCGUACCGUCGAUAAAUGGGGUGUGGCCGGCAUCAGUCUCGGAGGCCAUUCUGCUUGGCUAUCUGGCGCAUUCGACCCACGAAUCCAAAUCGUCAUCCCAAUGAUUGGCUGUCCCGACUACUUCGCCCUCAUCCACCCCCGGGCAGCAUCCAAGGGCAUUGCGGCUGCGCCGCCUCACUUCCCAGCCACGUUUGUCAAAGUUGUUCGAGACAACUCACCAAAGGUGGCCCAAUUCGAAGGCAAGAGAGUGCUAGUGCUGUCCGGCGAAAUUGAUCGGCUUGUGCCGUGGGGUGCGAGUGAGAGCUUCGUAGGUCAGCUCAAGUCGGUGCCAGGUCAGAAGCAAGUUGUCGUGUUACCGGGAGUCGGACAUGAGAUACCAGACGAAAUGGUCAGACGUGCAGUCGAAUUUGUUGUGCCAGAGUUAGAAUAA